Molecule: messenger RNA, 756 nt
Organism: Prunus avium (sweet cherry)
Lineage: Eukaryota; Viridiplantae; Streptophyta; Magnoliopsida; Rosales; Rosaceae
Source: RefSeq, a predicted model, not a curated record
AGUUGUUAAUGGAAAUUAAGAGCCGUAAGUGACAUUAGAUCAUGAACAUUUCGUGAUGCUGCCAUGUUCCCGAUUUCAAGUGCCACAACACUGGCCUCCAACAACUUCAGUUUCCUCUACAGUACUUUAUAUACAACAUUCACACGCGAAUAAACCCAAGUGAAGAGCAACAUUUCUCUUCGAACUUUGCUCGGAAAAGCCACCCUAUACCGGAGUUAAAAUGACGAAGUUGAAUGUCUUGACAGCAAGACUUUCAACCGUAUGUUCCAUGAGAACUGCAAAACCGUGCAGAUCCUCAUCCUUUGUUAUGGGUCCUCGUUUGCAUGGCUCUGUAUCGAGGAGCAGUUCUAAAGCAUUAGGGCUGAAAGCUUCUUCCUCUUUCUGUGUAUCAGCAAUGGCAGUUUACAAAGUGAAGCUGUUGGGGCCAAAUGGUGAGGGGGCUGAGUUUGAUGCCCCUGAAGAUGUUCACAUUCUUGAGUCAGCUGAAAGCGCAGGGCUGAAGUUGCCUCACUUGUGCAGGUCAGGGGCAUGCUCUACUUGUACCGGGCUCAUGGUUUCAGGGUCGGUGGAUCAAUCGGAAGGAGUGUUCCUCGAUGAGAUGCAGAUGGAGAAAGGGUACGUGGCCACCUGCGUCUCAUACCCAACAUCAGAUUGUGUUAUUCACACCCACAAAGAAAGCGAUCUCCACUGACUGAACUACAAUGAGCAGAGGAAGAAGAGUAGAGUAUCUUUUUCUCUCCGCAUAUUUCAAAUGAU